AUAGGCCGAUUGUAGAUUCCAAAUAUGAAGUUGACUUGGCAAAUAGUUAUUCUGCUUCUUAUUGAACAUAUGGAAGCAAUUCGCCAUCGUGCCCAAUCAGCAAUCAAUCUUGAGUACAAUGUUUCCUUCGGAGACUUCGUGGAGCCGGAUCCGGCCAGCGCAGUUCCUUGAACUCCAUCUUUUCGCCGUCAGACGGCCCCACAACCACCGUUGAACACCGAACAGUUAUCAAACAGUCGCCGCGUCAACCAACGUUCUUUGCGCGGUUGCAGCGGCCAGAGCAAACAAAGAGAUGGCACCGUCUUUGCAUGUGUUGGUAGCACGAUAAAGAAUGAAGCAGGGACAUCGCAGACAGCCCCCCUAGCGACUUGAUUGCCCACAUGUUUCUGCCCCCUAGAAAUCGCGUCUUUUCACAUGGCGAGCCUCCUGGUCUAACUCUCAGCUACUCUGCCUGUCACUUCCAUUAUCUACAAAGAUAUCAACCAACUGACUGAUAACGAAAUUGUCAACGUCAUGCAAGUUCGGAACACUGGUUUAGGAUAUCCAAAACUUCGGUAACACCGAAAAAAAGAUUCCCGGAGUCGGUGAAGAGCUUUUUGCCGUUCAAACCCCCGCCAAUGCCCCGCUCCUGCUAGGUUCGUGGCUUGCUUGAUGCUUCAGCCAGUUCUCUCCCUGGUUAGCUCUCGCCGCCGCCGCCGCCCGUCUUGGAGUUUUGAUCCACCCACCAGCCUUGCUCGAUGUUGGCAGCUCUGGCCAAUCAGAACUCCUUACUGACCACUAAAGGGUACUUGGAACAGUCAGAACACUACAUCGAGUCAAGGCUGGACGCCAGUAGCGAGAAUUCAUCCGCACUGUACGAUGCUUCCAAGGACCCCUUCCAUGAUCCAGGACCCCACUUUGAGCUGAUGUCCAUCCAUUUCAAAAAGAUCUUGAUUGUCUCGAUGCUCGAGUACAAGAGCUCUCAAUCUCCUGGACUUCAAGUCGCUUCAUUCUUCCUCACUUCUCCCUCACCACCAUUCAUUGAUACCCCUGGAGCCAAAACGACUGAGACAUCGUGCAAGAUCUUUACCCAUCCCUCCAUUGAAUCUCUUGUUCAACUUUCCUCUCGCUCAACUCCUCCAACAUGACUACUGAGUAUCUUCCCGCUUCUGCCAGCUCCGCCUACGACUAUAUCAUCGUAGGUGGUGGCACGGCUGGAUGUGUUCUGGCUUCCCGCCUAUCCUCCUACCUUCCUGAGCGCAAGGUUCUUAUGAUUGAGGCUGGCCCUUCAGACUUCGGUCUCAACAAUGUCCUGAACCUUCGCGAGUGGCUAUCUCUCCUUGGUGGUGAUCUCGACUACGAUUAUCCCACAACUGAGCAGCCCAAUGGCAACAGUCACAUCCGACACUCACGUGCAAAGGUUCUCGGUGGAUGCUCCUCUCACAACACUCUCAUCUCCUUCCGCCCCUUCCGCCACGACAUGGAUCGUUGGGUCGCCAAGGGCUGCAAGGGCUGGGACUUCGAAACCGUUAUGCGUAACGUUGACAACUUGCGCAACCAGCUGAACCCCGUUCACCCCCGUCACCGUAACCAGCUCACCAAGGACUGGGUCAAGGCCUGCUCCGAGGCCAUGGGCAUUCCCAUCAUCCACGACUUCAAUCACGAGAUCUCCGAGAAGGGACAGUUGACCCAGGGCGCUGGUUUCUUCUCUGUCUCCUACAACCCUGACACCGGCCACCGCAGCAGUGCUUCCGUCGCCUACAUUCACCCUAUCCUUCGUGGCGAUGAGCGACGACCCAACUUGACCGUCCUCACUGAGGCCCAUGUCUCAAAGGUCAUUGUCGAAAACGACGUUGCCACUGGCAUCAAUGUCACUCUCAAGUCCGGCGAGAAGCAUACUCUUAACGCCCGCAAGGAGAUCAUCUUGUCUGCUGGUGCUGUCGAUACCCCCAGGCUUCUCCUUCACUCUGGUAUUGGACCCAAGGGCCAGCUUGAGGACCUCAAGAUUCCUGUUGUCAAGGACAUUCCAGGUGUCGGCGAGAACCUCCUAGACCACCCGGAGACCAUUAUUAUGUGGGAGCUCAACAAGCCCGUUCCUGCUAAUCAGACCACCAUGGAUUCCGAUGCUGGUAUUUUCCUGCGACGAGAGCCUAAGAACGCUGCUGGUAACGACGGCGAUGCCGCUGAUGUCAUGAUGCACUGCUACCAGAUUCCCUUCCACCUCAACACAGAGCGUCUAGGGUAUCCUAUUAUCAAGGACGGUUACGCCUUCUGCAUGACACCCAAUAUUCCCCGUCCUCGCUCCCGUGGCCGCAUCUACUUGACUUCAGCCGACCCUACUGUCAAGCCUGCUCUCGAUUUCCGUUACUUCACCGACCCCGAGGGUUACGACGCCGCCACCCUGGUCCACGGCAUCAAGGCUGCCCGAAAGAUUGCGCAGCAGAGCCCCUUCAAGGACUGGCUCAAGGGAGAAGUCGCCCCUGGUCCCAAGAUCCAAACGGAUGAGGAGAUUAGUGAAUAUGCUCGCCGAGUUGCCCACACAGUCUACCACCCUGCCGGUACCACUAAGAUGGGUGACGUUGAGCGUGAUGAGAUGGCUGUUGUCGACCCCGAGCUCAAGGUUCGUGGAAUCAGCAAGCUCCGCAUUGUUGAUGCUGGUAUCUUCCCCGAGAUGCCAACAAUCAACCCCAUGGUGACUGUGCUCGCUGUUGGUGAGCGAGCUGCCGAGCUCAUUGCUCAAGAGGAGGGCUGGAAGCCCAAGCACUCCCGACUGUAAGCAUCAUUCGGGCAAUUUUUUAAAUUUCUGCUCGUGGGGGUAAACGGGGGAAAACCACUGUUUUUGGACAUCUGUAUGAUUAAAUGAUUAGCGUAUGAUUGCAUUAUCGCAGCGAGUAUACCUUGGAUAGUUAGGAAAAUUUGAAGUUCGUUUACCAAAUAAGACCCUCGGGGGCUUGUGGCCCGAUUUGCCGUUGUUCUUCCGAUCGCUUGGGCCGGUGUCGGAUCGUAUUUCCCCGAUGAGGCCCUUGACCCAGCUUCUUGACCAAUUCAUAUUUUGCCGCGACGGCUCAGUAAAACAGGCACAGCGGGCCGGCGACUUUCCACCACUAAACCACCCGGAUCGUUCAGUUUAAUGUGUCUCGUAAGGCCCGGAAUACUAGAUCAUAUUUCCAUGAUGAAACGAAAGUUCGAUAUGCGCCGAUGGUCCAGCACCAAUCGGGGGUUCCGAGGCGCGAUGCAGGACAUUCAAUCUUGGACGCGUUCUCGGCGGCUGAGAUAAGGUGAUAAUAAGCAGUGGCAAGAUGCCACAAGAUCGAUAUAGCAUUGCGCGUUAUUAUUAUGCAUAUUGUAUCUUGUUGGGUCUCAGGUGGCCAGC
Messenger RNA from Fusarium odoratissimum NRRL 54006, 3352 nucleotides. RefSeq names its product choline dehydrogenase. Gene Ontology annotation, molecular function: flavin adenine dinucleotide binding; oxidoreductase activity, acting on CH-OH group of donors. The record is from RefSeq and is a predicted model, not a curated record. The coding region runs from base 1124 to 2755 and encodes 543 amino acids. Lineage: Eukaryota; Fungi; Ascomycota; Sordariomycetes; Hypocreales; Nectriaceae. The transcript has a single exon.